UUUAAUACCGAAACCACAACCAUUUGAGAAGAAUUACUGAACUAGGCGUUCCAACAUCAAAAGAUUCCACUUUCUCUUCUUCUAAUUCUCUUCAUGAUUCUCGACCUCAAGCAAAGCAUAAAAAACCUCAAAAAUUCCAAAUUCGUUCGAUUUCCAUCAUUUUCUCGGCAACCAAUCAAAGAUACCAAACUCACAAACAUAAUUUGACCAAAAGCCAAACCUUCACACUGAGACUCUCACACACGAAAUAGAUUAACAUUCAUGCACAGUCAUGUUUACCUGAACUAUGGCUGGCUGGACUCGAGACUCAGCAGAGAUGAUAGCAGUAGCGGCGGCGUUCACGGUCUCGACGCUGUUGUUGACGGUUCUCAUCAUCUUAGAUUUUGUGGCGUGAAAUGGUGUGCUCCUAGCAUCAGGCAAAUUAUGUUCCGACGAGCUAGGUUCAUCGCGACGAACCCAGGCUUUUGGGUUCGCGACGAACCCAGGCUCCUAGGUUCGCCUGAAGAUCUGGAUGAGUUUUUUCAAGAUAAGGUGAAAUUUGGUGAUAAUUCCACUACUGUAGUCAAGGGAAAGGGAAAGGUAACCAUUCGUGCCAAAGACAAUUCAAUUCAAACUAUUGCUAAUGUUCUGUAUGUACUAGAUUUGAAGUCGAAUUUGCUUAGUCUAGGACAGCUUCAGGAGAAAGGAUAUGAAAUCCCGAUUAAAGAUGGAGUUUGCCAAGUUCAUGAUUCAAAGUUUCGCUUGAUUGCAAAGAACUCAGAAGGUCAGACACAGCAGACUAGAGGUUUAACUUUAGCAGAUCUCAAAGUUUCAAGACAGACAGUUGAAGAAAGUCUGCCUGCAGACAUAGAGCUCAGUACUGGAGGAAGUCUGCCAACAACACCAAAAUUGGAAUUUGGAACUAGUUCACAACCUCAACGCAAAAAGAGAAGACCAGCAUGGUUGGAGGAUUAUGAGGAAGUUCUGGACAUAUUUCAAAUGAAGAACUGCAAUUCUGUCAUUACACCAGUUGACAAAGGUGUAAAGCUCAUGAAAGAUCCAGGAGGCAGAUUUAUGGAUAGCAAACUGUAUAAGCAGAUUGUUGGAAGUUUGAUGUAUCUCACAGCAACAAGACCAGACAUAAUGUAUGGUGUAAAUUUUGGACUAUUCUACAAGAAGGGUGACCAAACAGAUCUCGCAUGCUUUACAGCUAGUGUUUAUGCUGGAAAAUUGGAUGAUAGAAAAACCACUUUUGGGUAUGUUCUUAUGUUGGGAUCUGGGGCAGUUUCGUGGUCUUCAAAGAAGCAGCCCAUUGUGACUUUUUCCACAACAGAAGCAAAGUAUGUGGCAGCAACUUUUUGUGCUUGUCAAGCUAUUUGGUUGAGAAGAGUUCUAGAAGAACUUGCGUUGAAUCAACAUGCGGCCACUUCAAUUUAUUGUGAUAACAGUUCAACUAUCAAGCUUUCUAGAAAUCCAGUUCUGCAUGGGACAAGCAAGCAUAUACAUGUGAGGUAUCAUUUCUUGUGCAACUUGGUAGAAGAUGGAACAAUUGAGUUGACUUAUUGCAGAACAGAAGAUGAAGUAGCUGAUAUAUUUACAAAACCCCUCAAAGUAGCAACUUUUUCAAACUAAGAGAGUUACUUGGUGUUUGCAGCAUGCAGAAUUUAGUUUGAGGGAGGGUUUGUAGAUUCCAGAUUGCAGACAUGGUGUUAUCAAGAUUUCUUUAAACUAAAGUUUGAAGACUUUC
Molecule: messenger RNA, 1726 nt
Organism: Rubroshorea leprosula
Lineage: Eukaryota; Viridiplantae; Streptophyta; Magnoliopsida; Malvales; Dipterocarpaceae
Source: the annotation of a GenBank genome assembly